Messenger RNA from Staurois parvus, 331 nucleotides. The record is from the annotation of a GenBank genome assembly. Lineage: Eukaryota; Metazoa; Chordata; Amphibia; Anura; Ranidae.
UGGGCACAGGUGGGUGGCACUGGUGGGCACAGGUGGGUGGCACUGGUGGGCACACAGGUGGGUGGCACAGGUGGGUGGCACUGCUGGGCACAGGUAGGUGGCACUUCUGGGCACAGAUGGGUGCACUGCUGGGCACAGGUGGGUGCACUGCUGGGCACAGGUGGGCGGAACUUGUGGGUGGCACUGCUGGGCACCGAUCAUCAGGGCACUGAUCAUCAGUGGCCCUGAUGAUCGGUGCCGAUCCUCGCUCUGAUAACUGCCGGUUCUCGGCAGUACUUUCCUCACGAUCUGACAGCGUGAGGAAAGUGCAGCCGAGAACCGGCACUUGCAU